CACGGCCGCCGCCAUCACUGAUAACAGGGCCUGGGAUCGCCGCCCCCGCUGCCUCGCGCCCCCCGACUCACGCCGAGCCCGAUUACUCAUAACCUGCAAGUACUGUGGAGGCGUCGCCCGGUGUGGGAGAGGAAGUCAGCCCUCGCCAGGAGCGCGUGCGACUGCGACGGAGAGACGUGUGGAGGCGGCCCUUACUUUGCGUGUGGCAUUACUGGGGUGCCCAGCGAGCCCGCCCAUCUGGCCCACCGCGGAAAACACUGGGACGUGGGAGUGUCUCCGCUCUAGAGAAAGCCCUCCUCUCUCUCUCUCUCUCUGUCUCUGUCUCCCUCUCUCCCCCUCUCUCUCUUUCUCUCGCGGUGGUGACGAGGGGGAGGCUGCGACCAUAUUUUUACGUCCCUCUACUCUGGGCUGCGUGGUGCUGCGGCAGUGUUCCCUGCAGAGUGCGAAGUGUUUAGUGAGAAAUAGAAGCUUGCAGGAAAAGUGCCUUUGUAUUUUUUGUGGCCUGAUCUAUCCCCUUUGCGGCCCUGUCGCGAGUGAUCAUCGUCAUCGAUAAGACGAUCGAAAUAGUGGUAUUGGAGUGAUAAAAUCUGUGUCACAGGCUGCCAUACCCGCCUGUCUGCGUGUCCUAGCCCUAGGAAGGCCCUAAGGGGGAUCUAGAGCCACCAGGAAGUACUGCCGGAGGAACCACUAUGGCCUGGGUCAGAGGGCUCUAAGGUGACCGCUGGGCCGGGGAGAGAGAGUGUCACGAUGCCCGUGCAGAAGUUCCGGGCUCGUAUGAAGAGGCAGAAGUACGACCCUGAAACGGAUCCAGACAUGGUUGACGAGUACGGCGAAUAUUUCGCGAAAGCGGCCGACGAGGAGCAGGAGGAAGGGAGUGAAGAGCCUAUAACCUAUGCGGAACCUAUAAACUAUGGACAGUUUUCUAUAGCUCAAGGAGUCCGUGCAGGUGGUGAAGUUGGGGCGUCGGUGGGCUCAGCCUCGGGAGGGGAGAAGCCCCUGUCCUCGGCGUGGCAGGCAGCACUAAGCGGAGCCACAUCCAUGUCGCAGGGCCAGGUAGCCGCCGCAACGGACGCCACCCCGCACGAGGGACGGAAGCGGCCGCCCCCUCGUCGGCCCGUGGGUAAACCUCCGGAGAACCGGCCCGCCCGCGCCCUCUUCUGCCUGGGCCUCAAGAAUCCGCUUAGGAAGAUCUGCAUAGACGUCGUAGAAUGGAAACCCUUCGAAUGGUUCAUCUUAUUGACCAUCUUCGCCAACUGCGUGGCUUUGGCGGUCUACACGCCUUACCCAAACUCGGACUCCAAUGCCACCAACGCUAAACUGGAACAAAUCGAGAUUAUCUUUAUGGUAAUAUUUACGGUAGAAUGUUUUAUGAAGAUUAUAGCCUACGGGUUCGCCCUCCACCAGGGGGCGUAUAUACGUUCAGUAUGGAACUUUCUCGAUUUUCUCAUCGUCGUCAUUGGUUUGAUAAGCGGCGCACUAGACUUCCUCAUGCAGGGGGAGGGCGGCGAAGCCAGCUUCGACGUCAAGGCGCUCAGGGCCUUCCGAGUCCUGCGUCCUCUCAGACUUGUGUCAGGAGUCCCAAGUCUACAGGUGGUGUUGAACUCCAUCGUGAAGGCUAUGGUGCCGUUGCUCAACAUUGCUCUUCUCGUCAUGUUUGUCAUUAUCAUUUACGCUAUCAUCGGUCUGGAGCUUUUCUCCGGCGCGCUUCAUUUUACCUGCUAUAAUAAUGAAACAGGUAACCGCAUGGAAAACCCUCAUCCGUGCGACAACGGGACGGCGGGCUUCAGCUGUUCCGAUCUAAAUAAAGAUGGCCAAUUUUAUGUGUGUCGAGACGGCUGGGAAGGACCCAACUAUGGCAUCACGAACUUCGAUAAUUUUGGCCUCGCAAUGUUAACAGUGUUCCAGUGUAUAACUAUGGAGGGCUGGACAGAUAUGAUGUAUUAUAUUGCAGAUGCCAUGGGUAAUAGUUGGCAGUGGAUCUUCUUUGUAUCCAUGAUCAUCCUCGGGGCCUUCUUCGUCAUGAACCUUAUUCUUGGUGUCCUCAGCGGAGAAUUCUCCAAAGAAAGAGAAAAAGCACAGGCACGAGGAGACUUCAUGAAACUAAGAAAAAAGCAGCAGAUCGAGGAGGAUCUGAGAGGUUAUCUAGAAUGGAUAACAGCAGCAGAAGACAUAGAGAUGGAAGGGGAUGAGAAGAAGGAAGCCGAUGACGGGCGCCGUUUAGUUCUGCCGGGAGCCAGCAACCGUGGAGCCAUGUCGGUGGCCUCCCCAACCUCCCUUCUGCUCUUCUUGCCCCUCUUCUCUAUGCGUAACUCCAAAACUGUAGAAGCUGACAUAGAUAAGGGUGAAGAAAAUGAUGAAAACCAACAGCCUUCUUGGUGGCAGAAAAAGAAGAAGGGUUUUGAUCGCUUCGUGAAAGGGAUGGUAGGUGUCAAUCGGAGAUGCAGGCGGGCGUGUCGAAAAGCUGUAAAAUCACAAGCAUUUUACUGGCUCAUCAUUGUUCUUGUCUUCCUCAACACUGCAGUCCUGGCCAGUGAGCACUAUCGGCAACCUGACUGGCUUAGCAAGUUCCAAGAUUAUACCAAUCUUUUCUUCGUGGUGCUGUUUACAUGUGAAAUGUUGUUAAAGAUGUACAGUUUAGGCUUCCAAGGCUACUUUGUGUCUUUGUUCAAUCGUUUUGAUUGUUUUGUGGUGAUCAGCAGCAUCACCGAGGUGGUUCUCACAUCCACUGAGCUUAUGCCUCCACUGGGUGUCUCGGUGCUCAGAUGUGUCCGUCUUCUCAGAGUAUUCAAAGUGACAAAAUAUUGGCGGUCACUCUCCAACCUGGUUGCUUCCCUUCUCAACUCCAUCCAGUCCAUCGCCUCCCUGCUGCUCCUGCUCUUCCUCUUUAUUAUUAUCUUUGCUCUUCUGGGCAUGCAAGUCUUCGGUGGCCGCUUUAAUUUUAACCCAAUGGAGGACAAACCGCGGCAUAAUUUUGACAACUUCGUUCAGGCCAUGUUGACAGUGUUCCAGAUCCUGACAGGUGAGGAUUGGAACGUAGUGAUGUAUGACGGUAUUCGUGCCUAUGGUGGAGUGGCCACUGCUGGCAUCAUCGCCUGUUUCUACUUCAUCAUUCUUUUCAUCUGUGGUAAUUACAUCUUGCUCAAUGUCUUCUUGGCUAUCGCCGUCGACAACUUGGCCGAUGCUGAUGCUCUUGGUGACGCGGAAGAGGAAGAAGGCAAAGAGGGAGAGGAAGGUGAAGGUGGAGGUGGUGAAGAAGGUGAAAAGAUAGAAGAAGAAGGAAUAGAAGGUGAAGAAAAGACAGCACUAAAUCACAUAGCUAUGAGGGAUGGUGAUGCUGCCAGUCAUGCAAAAGUACAGAUAGAACACGACCAAAUACCAGAAGAAGGAAAAUAUGAUGAUUAUGAAAAUGAAGGGGAAAUGGAAGAAGAAGGGGAAUACGACGAAACUGAGGGAGAGGCCGGAGAGAUGGUCCAGGCCCCACGACCUUCCCCAAACGAGAGCGGUACCACAAAAGUUCAGCCCAUUCCAAAAUACACCUCUUUCUUCAUUUUUACCCAUACAAACAGGUUUCGAGUUUUUUGCCACAAGAUUUGCAACCACAGCCUCUUCAGCAAUGUCAUUCUGGUAUGCAUUCUCAUAUCAUCCGGCAUGUUGGCUGCUGAGGAUCCCCUUCGCUCUGAUUCUCAGCGUAACGUUAUCCUGAACUACUUCGACAUCUUCUUCACAUCAGUGUUCACAGUGGAGAUUUGCCUAAAAGUUAUAUCAUAUGGCUUUAUUCUUCACAAAGGAGCCUUUCUACGCUCAGCCUUUAAUGGUUUGGACCUGUUGGUUGUGGCCGUCUCACUGAUCUCCUUCUCCUUCAAGGAUGGAGCUAUUUCGGUGGUCAAGAUCCUCCGUGUGCUCCGUGUGCUGAGGCCACUCAGGGCUAUCAACAGGGCCAAGGGUUUGAAGCAUGUAGUUCAGUGCGUCAUUGUGGCCAUUAAGACCAUCGGCAACAUCAUGCUGGUCACCUGUCUCCUAGAAUUCAUGUUCGCUGUAAUUGGAGUUCAGUUGUUCAAGGGCAAGUUCUUCAGUUGCAAUGAUAUUUCCAAAUCAGUCGAGGAGGAGUGUCAGGGCCAAUACAUUGUAUAUCAGGAUGGAGACAUAAACAAACCCAUGGUGGAGAAGAGAGUUUGGGAGAAGAACUCAUUCCACUUUGACAAUGUGGCCAAGGCAAUGCUGACCCUUUUCACAGUGUCUACCUUUGAGGGGUGGCCUGGGUUGCUGUAUGUUUCCAUCGACUCCAACACGGAGGAUGUGGGUCCUGUACAUAACUACCGACCCAUGGUAGCAAUCUACUACAUCAUCUACAUCAUUAUCAUUGCCUUCUUCAUGGUUAACAUCUUCGUUGGUUUUGUUAUUGUCACCUUCCAGAGCGAGGGAGAGCAAGAGUACAAGAACUGUUGUUUAGACAAAAAUCAGAGGAACUGUAUAGAGUUUGCACUGAAGGCUAAGCCUGUGCGGCGUUACAUUCCCAAGAACAGAUUCCAGUACAAGAUCUGGUGGUUUGUGACAUCACAGCCAUUUGAAUACGCAAUCUUCACUUUAAUUAUGCUGAACACAGUCUCCCUAGCUAUGAAGUUCCGUGGGGAGCCAGAGGCCUACACUCAUGCCCUUGAUAUUCUCAAUCUCAUCUUCACUGCUGUCUUUGCCCUUGAGUUUGUCCUCAAGAUUAUGGCCUUCAGAUUCAAGUAUUACUUUGGCGACGCGUGGAAUGUGUUUGAUUUCAUCAUUGUGCUUGGCAGCUUCAUUGAUAUCGUCUACUCAGAGGUCAAUCCGGGCUCCAAUCUCUUCUCUAUCAACUUCUUCCGACUCUUCCGUGUGAUGCGUCUGGUGAAGUUGCUUUCCAAGGGUGAAGGCAUUAGAACGUUACUGUGGACCUUCAUUAAGAGCUUCCAGGCACUGCCGUACGUUGCCCUCCUCAUCUUGCUGCUCUUCUUCAUCUAUGGUGUUGUUGGCAUGCAGGUGUUUGGCAAGAUUGCACUGGACUGGGGCACGCAGAUCCACCGUCAUAACAACUUCCAGAGCUUCUUCCAAGCAGUAAUGGUUCUUUUUAGGUCUGCCACAGGAGAGGCAUGGCAGGAUAUCAUGUUGUCCUGCCUCCCACCUGAUGCUCGGUGCGACAUGCAUUCCGAUGAUUACAGCGAUGAUAUUUCCUGCGGCUCUAAUGUGGCAUACCCAUAUUUCAUUUCCUUCUACACUCUUUGUUCGUUCUUGAUCAUCAACUUGUUUGUGGCUGUCAUCAUGGAUAACUUUGACUACCUAACUCGUGAUUGGUCCAUCCUUGGCCCUCACCAUCUGGAUGAGUUCAUCACUCUGUGGUCAGAGUAUGACCCUGACGCUAAGGGCAGAAUUAAGCAUCUAGAUGUUGUUACACUUCUCAGAAAAAUAUCACCUCCUUUAGGCUUUGGAAAGCUUUGUCCAUACAGAGUAGCAUGUAAACGUUUAGUGGCCAUGAACAUGCCAUUAAAUACAGAUGGUACAGUUAUGUUCAAUGCAACGUUAUUUGCCCUAGUAAGAACAUCUUUAAGAAUAAAAACUGAGGGCAAUAUUGAUACUGCCAAUGAGGAAUUAAGAGCAGUCAUCAAGAAAAUCUGGAAGCGUACAAAUCCCAAACUUCUAGACCAAGUUGUACCACCAGUUGGAGUUGAAGACGAUGUGACUGUGGGCAAAUUCUACGCUACCUACCUCAUCCAGGACUACUUCAGACGCUUUAAGAAGAAGAAGAUGGAGAUUAAAGAACAAAUUGAUAAAGAGUCUGCAAAUACUGUUACACUUCAGGCUGGCCUGAGAACACUACACGAAGCUGGUCCCGAGUUGAAGCGUGCCAUCUCAGGCAACUUAGAUGAGAUGCGUGAUGAUGAUAUUCCCACGCAUAGGCGUAACCACUCCUUGUUCGGCUCGGUCUGGUCAUCUAUGAGAGUCAAAAGCCUGCAACGAACCCGGUCCCUCCGUGUCAACACCGGACACCACGCUAAAGCGGGUAAUAUCUUGCAUCCUGUAAUUCUGAAAGUCAACAACCAGAUUAUGAACAUGAUUUCUCCAACCAACUCACUCUCAUACUCUCCUGCACAUUCUAAUGAGAAAACUGCGCUCAACCACACUGCGCACCGUCCUCCAACCCCAUUGGAAAGCUCACAGUCCAUGGGGGAAGAAGAGGAGGGAAUCCCUAUGCGUCCUCUUAGGAUAAUGAACGGGGAUCCUGAGAGAAGAGCAAAUCUAGUAAUAAAGGACAAACAAAUGCAGUAUUUGACGCCCGACUAUCAUGCGACCUCUCACAGUGAGAGCAAUGGGAGCCUCCCCGGUGACCGCCACUCCCAGAGUGUCCCAAGCAGUCCCAGAAGUGUCUCCAGGCCUUAUUCUGAGGUCGUAGGCUCUGCUGAAAGUCUGGUUGGGAGGGUACUGGUAGAACAGGGCUUAGGGAAAUACUGUGAUCCUGACUUUGUACGUACAACUUCACGAGAGAUUGCGGAGGCCUUGGAUAUGACGUCAGAGGAGAUGGACCGUGCAGCUCAUAAUAUCCUCUCGUCAUCACAGGAAGCAGUACAUGAAGAUGCUGAACCUGAGCACCAAAGAGGGGCACGCGGGCCUCCUAGACGCCAAAAUUAUGAUCACCAUUCACCCUUAUAGAAACAAGUGUGUGCAUAAGCAGCCUAAAUCUGUUAUAUGGUGGUUUUAUUAUGUACUCGUUCAUCCACUUCAACCUGCCUCUCAAAGCUAGUGGAAGUUUCUUGAGGAAACUCUCCCAUACGUGUAUUCAGAGAGUAUUAAUGGCUUUAGAGCAAGAGUCCUCAGUGUGGUCCUUGGGGUCAUCCCAGCCACCUCUGCUCUGUGGAUGGUCUUCUAAGGGAGGCAUUGAUGAGGAUCACAUAUUGUUGUUUUCUAUGGACAUUUGUAGAAAAGGGGAAGAAAAGAAGGAAGGACCCUUCUUAACCUGUGAAUCAUUUUGUACCCAUGGUUUUGAUCAUAUCCCCUACUGGAAGGGGGGAAUGUGUUCUUGGGCCCACCACCAUUCCUAUAUGCAGAUGAAGCUUUCUGUUAAAUCUCUUUGUCUUUCAGAUAAGAAGUUACAUCAGGUAAAGAGCCAGAGCCUAACUUUUUCAUCUGCAACUGUCAAUGUGGUAGGGCAACCAAGGCAUAGUUGUUAGGACCUACUUCUUUGUUUUGUGGGAUUUGUACAAGUUGGCAAGUCAGUGUUGGUAUACCUGAAGGAUUCCCCCCAUGGGAGUCUCGAUCCCUUAGUUGGUUGUGGACUUCCCAAACCAUAGAGAUUGAUACUGUGAAAUAUUUAGCAUUAUUCUUGCCUCAGCGAUUGUUCAGUAAGACUCAUUUUUAUAAAUGGGAAAUAGAGACUUAUAGAAAGUCUUUUGAAGGCAAUGAAUAGUUAUCUUUUCACAUGACAUCAAUCUUGUGCUCGCACUUGGAAAGUGUCAUACUCCUAUUGAAGUAAGUGUAUGAGGAAAUGCUACAGUCAUGCUUAACAAAAAUAUAAAGUUAUGAUAUCUGGGUAGGGAUAUAUGGCCCUGAGCAGUUUGUUAACGGCUGUGACAAAAUCUGAUUUCAUACUGUAGCUCUGUGUUGGGCUUUGACAUGUGAGCAUGCAUCAUAUCUCUUAUUAUUAUAGGAUGUGAAAACUGUCGAGUAGAACAGUGUAACCUCUACACAUUUGAGUAGGGGUUAACUUACUAACCCAAAGUGCCUCUCUCAAUUGUGAUAAUCUGUUGUUAUUUCCUCUCAAACAAUUUUCACUGAAAGGUACUGAAAUCACCUCAUGUCAUCCAUAAUUAUUUUCAACUUUUUCAUCUUGAAGAAGUUGCAAUAUUUUCUUCAGAACACAUUAAUUUGUGGAUUCUUUUUGGGCCAACUGGGUGAAGUUGGCAACUGGCCUGCACAUUUGGGUCUUUAUUGUUGUUGUUGUAGAGAGUAGCUGUAUAAUCCUGUGAUCCUAGAAACACGCGUGACAUUUUUUGUCAAAAACCCAAACACAGCAUUGCCCACCCAAGUUCAAUACUGAAGUUUAGUCUGCGUUCGGCUACUACUGUGUUGAAAAAAAAAAAAAUUACAUGCUCAUAAGUAAAUCAGAAAGAAAGACUGUGGCGUGAAAAGUUCAAUCCAGCGCUGAAGCUCAAGAGGAGUAAACAUGAACUGAAGUAUCUCCUUUUGAAGCAGGCCAAAACUUGAAUGAAAGUCUGAAAUGCAUUGCUUGCUCUCAUGGUAAGCAGCAGCAGAACUAUUCAGGGUAAAUGUGGCAACCAAGUACCUAACAUUUUGUUUUGUCUAUGAAAAAAAGAAAUGUUGGUUUCUUAAAUGGGCUCAGUGAUUACGCCUCAAGAAUAACAGGAUGGUCUCGAGUUCCAUUAGUUCUAUUCGUAUUAAUUUUGGAAAAAACAAGAUUACAAUCUUGUUUCUUUGCAUUUGUUAUGAUGUAUAAAUUCCUUUAGAUGACUGUAGGACUGUUAGUUUUAUUAAAAGAAUUAUAAAAUUCAAUGUACGUUUAUAUCCAUAUUUUUUACCUCAUUGUUAGAGGUUUUGAAAAUUGGAGGAGAGAUUUUUAUGACUUCAAAUACAGUAUUUAAUAAAUAUUACUGCAGCAGAAAAGAAAUCAAAUUCAUUCUCCAAAUCAACCUUACAGCAUAAUUUGCUGCCUUUGUGAUAAGCAGAAAAGGCAGUCCAAGAAUUGAAUUGGAAAUAUGUAAACAUGUUUUUAUAAACAAUUUUAGAAAAUCAACCCCACAGAACAUGUGUCAAGUGUUCACAGUGCUGCUAUGAACUUGUUCAUCUCCGCAAAUUUUCAAAUCCUCUUGGGUAGUGGUCAGGUGAUGGAGACUACUGCCACCUGAACCUAAUGUUGUGUCCCAGAAACGGAAUCCAAGACCACAGUGACCAGAUUUUGUCAUGGAUAGAUAUACAUAGGGUCGAGUAGUCCUCUGUUUCUAUAAUCAGUAUGUGGAGUUAUCAAGACAAUUUCAUGUGGUGAUGAUAUCUGCAAGCAACAUUUUUGGUUGUACUUGCCAUCAUCCUCAAUUUGACCAUAGAUAGUUCAUAUUUUGUCUGAAAUAACUAUAGCCUUGAAUAGCCCUAGUUUGUCCACUUCCAAAGGUUUUGGUGCUCAAUGUCCAUGACAGUUGUCUCUCGUGUUCCAACUUUGUCAUACACUACACAUUUUUACCAAUUUACCACUGCUUCAUUUAAACUUAUUACAAAUUGUUAAUAUUUGAUCAGUAGGAUUUAGUAACUCAAUUCCAUUCUGGGAUACAAUUGUGUUAUAAACUAUAGACCCCUUCUAAUGUUGAAUUUUUGUUGACCUUGUGCAACGGCCUGUAAGUGUGAUGGCCGGUCAGGGGACAAAAUGUCAAUUGUCGUCACAGGAUAAAAGUUAUCUGGAAAAUGAGUGUUUCUGCAAUGUCUCUGAAAUGUUCAUGUUUUUAUUUUCACAAAAGAACUCCAUUAGCUUUUGUGAAAAGUUUGGCAUACAAAUCAUUAUAAUAAGUAUAUUUCAAAAACAUUGCCAGUUGACAAUAACUGCAGAGAAUAAUUUCUUUUACAUCUCCAAGAGUCAAUCACUAAUUUACUGUGAAUGGUUUGAUAAAUGUUUGACACAUUACUCAAAAUCUUAUGUGCCAUCAGAGGUGUCGUCAUCCAUCACUAUUGUGCUAUUCAUAGGUCAUUUUAGUAUAUGAUAUGGCAGUUAUUUUAUGUUGCUUUAUAAUUUUUUAUAGGUUUCGUGGCCAAUAAGAAUUGUUAUAUUUUUAAUUCCUAGAUACUUUAGAGAAGUAGUGGAUGUAUAAGAGUAUACUUCGCAGGGGUCUACAUGAAGCUGAUCGUAAAUAUGGGUAGUGUUCAUGAACCGCUGCUGGACUCAAGUUCCCUACUUCACUUCAAAGUGGCCGAUUUUUUACUGUAGGAUUUUAUAUGAGGUCAGUAUUAGAUGUGCAGUUAUUAUAUUAUUUUGUUGUUUUUUUUUCUCAAGAAAGAGUAGCACAUGUAAAUUUCAGCAUAGAGAAGUGACAAUAUGUCUCACUGCACAAAUAUUGUUAUUGUGAAAUAUUUGUAUCUAUUUAAAGGUGAAUAAUAGUCAUCAUAGAACAAUGAUGGCAUAUUUUCUACAUAAUUUUACUACUUCAUCUAAUUGUAAUUAAAACACAUUUACUGGGAAACUGGUGUGAGGUGUUGUGCCUGGUGUUGGAGGUUUAUGUGAUUUUGUAAGGAAAAUAAAACCUUUCUUUCCUUGAGGGAUUUUUGACUGCAAUGUGGUAUGAGCGGUUUCCAGCCACAACUUGAUAAGUCAACUACAAUAUUUUCAAGUUCCAAGUUUAUGCAGCUGUAUGGUAGCCAUGAUCCUGAAAAACACUGGAUCAGUCCGUUUAUAAUUACUCACAUAAUGAAUAUUUCAAAUUUAUGUACAUUAAUUCUAGUUACAAGCUAUUUAAACCUUUUUUUUUUUUCUUCUUUUUUUCUCUUUUCCUUUCUUAGUUAACUCUAUUUGAAAAGCUUCAAUGCAAUCAAUAAUCCCUCCCUUUAACCUCUAGUUCGUGACAGUUAUUGUUUAUCCAUAUCUACCUUAUUCUUUUGCUGCCUAUUCUUGUAUAGCCUCUAUUCUUCUUUUGUGAUCUACCCUUUUCUUCAUUUAUCAUCUAAUUUACUCUGAUAUACUACUGUCUUUACCUCAGACUUAAAAAACACUAUGUUUGUCUGCUUGUUAUAUGUAUGUUGAUCCGGAAGAGUGUGGAAGGAACAAUCACGAAUUUACAUUUGCCAAUUCUCGUCAUAAUUUAUACAGUGUUGUAGCAAUUCUCAUUUGGAAUAAAACCUAACCUUGUGAUA
This is a messenger RNA of Penaeus indicus, 10863 nucleotides long. RefSeq names its product muscle calcium channel subunit alpha-1-like. Gene Ontology annotation, cellular component: voltage-gated calcium channel complex; membrane. Gene Ontology annotation, molecular function: high voltage-gated calcium channel activity. The coding region runs from base 748 to 6669 and encodes 1973 amino acids. NCBI's taxonomy places the organism in Eukaryota, Metazoa, Arthropoda, Malacostraca, Decapoda, Penaeidae. The record is from RefSeq and is a predicted model, not a curated record. Gene Ontology annotation, biological process: calcium ion import across plasma membrane. The transcript has 46 exons.